CCGACGUGGGUGUACGCAUGCGCCCUUACAUCUCUCUCGCUGCCGACUCCGGUUUGACCUACAGCCGUCCAGGACAAGAUGGCCGCACCAGUGGUGUCCGGGCUGUCCCGGCAGGUUCGAUCCUUCAGUACUUCUGUGGCCAGGCCAUUCACCAAACUUGUGCGGCCGCCCGUUCAGAUCUACGGUGUCGAAGGUCGUUAUGCCACAGCUCUUUAUUCUGCAGCAUCUAAGCAAAAUAAACUGGACCAGGUGGAGAAGGAAUUGUUGAGGGUGGCGCAACUGCUGAAGGAGCCCAAGCUGGCAACGUCCAUCCUGAACCCACACGUAAAACGCUCCAUCAAAGUGAAGAGCAUUGGCGAUAUGACAGCCCGAGAGAAGUUCUCUCCCCUCACAACCAACCUCAUCAAUCUGCUUGCCGAGAAUGGGCGUUUGAACAACACCCACGGGAUCAUUUCGGCCUUUUCCACCAUGAUGAGUGUCCACCGUGGCGAAGUCCCCUGCACGGUGACCACGGCCUCUGCACUGGAUGAAGCCACGCUUUCGGAAUUAAAAACGGUCCUGCAGAGCUUCCUCAGCAAAAGCCAAGUGCUGAAGUUGGAGGUCAAGACUGACCCAUCCAUCAUGGGCGGCAUGAUCGUGCGCAUCGGGGAAAAGUACGUGGAUAUGUCGGCCAGGUCCAAAAUCCAGAAGCUAAGCAAGGCCAUGCGGGAGGCCGUGUGAACAUGCUGCGUCCCUUACCAGGCCCCCUCCGGACGUGGGGCCCCAAUAAAUGGCUUCCUAAACAGAA
Molecule: messenger RNA, 787 nt
Organism: Suncus etruscus (white-toothed pygmy shrew)
Lineage: Eukaryota; Metazoa; Chordata; Mammalia; Eulipotyphla; Soricidae
Gene: ATP5PO
Product: ATP synthase peripheral stalk subunit OSCP
Exons: 7
Coding region: 79-720 (213 amino acids)
Biological process (GO): proton motive force-driven mitochondrial ATP synthesis
Cellular component (GO): membrane
Molecular function (GO): proton-transporting ATP synthase activity, rotational mechanism
Source: RefSeq, a predicted model, not a curated record